This is a messenger RNA of Ciona intestinalis (vase tunicate), 2439 nucleotides long. The record is from RefSeq and is a predicted model, not a curated record. NCBI's taxonomy places the organism in Eukaryota, Metazoa, Chordata, Ascidiacea, Phlebobranchia, Cionidae.
UGCCACUAAUUCACGCGUCGGUUCGGUGUCAAGCCGCGAGAGCGUUAUUGGAAGCGACGUGGGCGCGAUAAAAUGGCCAGCCUGCUUCAUUCUGCCACCAUACCCACCCGCCAGCAGCCUUGGUACUGUUUAAAAGAUCCGGACUGCCGAAAGAGCCAAACACUUUGCUGGUGGAAUGGUGUGGACGACAUCAGGCAAAGAUAUGUCUUGUAGAAACAGAACCUUGUAUAUCGAGAUUUGAAUUAACGGGUGUGGCAAAGAAAUGAACAGAGAUAUACGGCCAAGCUGGUAGUAUGCAGGGCAGUUGUGUCAAGACGUUCUUAAGGCAUUAUUAUGCGUGCGUGGCAGGUACAGCAAUUAUUACGAGGCCGGAGUUCUGAGUUUGCAUAACGGACGCGUGCCAAGUGCAAAUUUGUUAUCAGGUAGAUUAGUUCUUUUUCACGCCCCCCUAGUUGUUGCAGGAAGUUGUAGAAGCGCCAGGCUCGGCACCGAGACACACUUCAUUAAACGGAAAGGCGGCGUUUCUGAGUGAUAAGUUUGUUGCAAGUACACUGUAUAGGCGGUUUCCAAUGAAAUUUGAUACAUGUGUUGUCUUAUCAAAUGGCACGCGAUAUAUAGCCGCACAGGAACCCGUUAUAACUAAUGCUCGCGUAUGAGUUAUGAUGUGAUUAAUGCAAUCAAACAGUAGAUCUUGAUUUCCCGACCUCACCUCUUUGAAAGUCGCGCCCACAGUUGACUCGCGACGGGCGUGAACCCAGCAUCGCACCCAAGAAAGAGCGUUAGUUUUAGCAGCUUGUAUAUACGAUCUGUAAUUGUCACCUUUUGCAAUCUGAACGUGGGAGAUUACUACGCGCCAAGCUGCAACUAUCUAUACGUCACAGGUCACGUGCUCAAACAACCAGCGUGCGUCCAGGUCCGGAAAAAAAUUAACUUCGUCCUGGAAUCAACUAAAAGGCGAGAAACGGAAAUACAUUAUUCAGAUCGUGAUUUACGUUGAGUCGAAAUAACAGCAACAAGGAUUUGAAGAAAAAGACAUUGAAUUACGGACUCAUGAAAAAAUCGAGCGCAGUAACGUCCUGGCUAAAGCGAAUCUUCAUUCUGUGCCUUCAAGUAAUGCUGACCUUACAAGUUCUUUCACCCAUUAUGUGUGUCGAGGGUACGGGAGCUCCACGAUGGUGGAACAUCAUCCGACUACUACAAUUACAUCCCAGCAACUCAACACACUAUCCAAGCUACGUUGCCGAGCCUAUUAUAUGCACACAAGUCCCAGGAUUGGGCACGAGACAACUUCGAUUCUGUUCCUCAAACACCGACCUCAUGCCCAGUAUUGCACACGGCACGAAGAUGGGAAUUGACCAAUGCAAGCAUCAGUUCAGCGACCGGAGGUGGAAUUGUCCCACGCAACCUUUACGUACCGCUCGCCCAAUCCGACGACGAAACGUAUUCGGGCCUGUAUUGGAAAGAGCAUCUAAGGAAGCAGCAUUUGUUCAUGCUAUUAAUUCCGCUGGAGUUGCCCAUUCUAUAACCAAAGCUUGUUCAUCUGGUGAUAUGCGGUCGUGUGGUUGUGAUGAUAGAGUAAAAGAGAAAACCCCAGCUUUACAAGAAAUAGUUGGUGGUAAAUGGUCGUGGUCGGGAUGUAGUGACGACGUACAAUAUGGUGUUGCAGCUUCGAGGCAAUUCGUUGACGCUCCCGACCAAGGAAGGGAUGCGAGGGCGAUCAUGAAUCGUCAUAACAACGAAGCUGGGAGGCAGGUCCUUCUUCGCAAAAUGCAAAUUAAAUGCAAGUGUCAUGGCGUUUCUGGUAGUUGUCAGUUUCGUACGUGCCUGUGGGCGUUACCCCACUUUAACAACGUUGGAAGUGAACUCAAACAAAUGUAUGUCAAAGCUAAAAACAUGAGGGUAGAGCGACACCUAGAGACAAGGGGGAUUGCUGAAUCAUUGGUGCCAGGACCGACGACGUUGCGUCCGCCGACAACGAAUGAUUUAGUUUACUACCAAGAAUCGCACGACUACUGCGAACGUGACGACAGUCUCGGCAUACAAGGGACCAGCGGUCGACUCUGCAACGCCACCUCGGACGGCGUGGACAAUUGCAACUUGCUUUGCUGUGGACGCGGAUAUACCACAGCACAUAAAACUAGGGUCGAAAAGUGCAGAUGCCGAUUCCAAUGGUGCUGCACGGUUACAUGCGAAGAAUGCAUUGUGCAUUACGAAGAGCACACUUGUAUUUGAUAGGAGACGGAGAGAAGUUAUUAUAACUCCGUCAGAAGUUCGUGAUAAAAGAUAUACGACCGCUUCCCCAAAUGCGCUGGCGCUUUUUUAUUAGCGGCGAGUAGAGAUAUAACAGUUACUUUGCUUCAGAGUUGCAAGGAUAACUGUGUACGCUGUAUAUGUCGUAAUGUUCGCUUUUCUAAAUAAACCUGAAAAUCAUGCAUAAAA